GUCAGCCGUGGUCAGGAGGCAGACCGGAGCUGAGUGAGGAGAGAUUAAUCAAUUGGCUGAUGGGGACUUAUGUCAGGCAGGCAAGGCCAGUGCUGAAGCACAGCGAUGCUGUGUCAGUGUCCGUCAAGUUCUCUUUUGUCCGGGUGGAGGAUCUGAAUGAGGCCACUGAUACAUUCACAUCCACAUUGUUUAUUGUGCAGAUGUGGAACGAUCCACGCUUGAAAUGGAAUGUAUCAGAUUAUGAUGGGCUCCAAACUGUUCGUCUUCCAGCAAGCAGGCUCUGGAUUCCUGACUUGGUUCUCUUCAAUGUAGCCUACCAGAUGCCCCCACAGUCCUUGUAUGAGGAGACUGUGACAGUGACGUCUGAUGGAAAUGUUGUCUGGGUACCCAUGCUGACUUUGUUCAGCACCUGCCCGAUGGACCUAACAGAUUUCCCAAAUGACAUACAGACCUGCAGUUUAGUAUUCGGAUCUUGGAUGCACAGCAGUUGGGAAAUUAAUGUCACGUUCAUAUCUAACAAGUCUGAGAUGGACAUAGUCCUCAAUGAAGAAGACAUGUCCUAUCCAGUACAUGAGCAUCCGCAGUGGGAUCUUGUGGACAACAAAGCCUCGGCCAAACUGACACUGAAGAAAUAUGAAUGCUGCAAGCAACCAUUUACCCUCAUCACUGUGUCAGUGAAACUGCGCCGAAAGCCCCAAUUUUAUCAUCACCUGACGGUUAUGCCUGCAGCACUGCUGGGAUUUCUGGUGCCGGUUAUCUAUUUGGUACCAGCACGUAGCCAGGAUAAAACAAUCUUUGGACUUCUACUACUGAUGUGCCUUCUAUUGUUGAUGACUAUACUCCAGUUUGCCAUUCCAUUUAAUCAUGGAUCCAUGCCUAAAAUUUGCUCUUUCUACCUGGGUACAAUGGUUCUUACCUGUGGAAGUAUUUUUGCCUCAGUGAUUGUGUCAAAUUUGAGCAUCAGAGGAGCUAGGAGAAAGCCAUUGCCAGCCUGGGUCCAUGCAAUUUUCUUAGGCAGACAUAGCCUGCGAUGUCUUUUGUGUAUUGGGAAUUACGAACCAGUGAGAAACCUCUAUGCCUCAGAGCUUCACACACCAGAUGCCUCAGACCUUAGCCUUCAAGAAAUAGAAGUGAGGAUGAGUGAUCAACUUUUGCAGAAUUCUGAUGAAGCGCACUCUGACAAAAACCUGGUCCAAAUUGUCAGGUACAUCAAAUUCAUCGCUGGAAAAUUGGCAGCUGAUAUCUCCUAUCGCAAUAUCAAUCAGGACUGGGAGGAGCUAGGCAGAGUAAUUGACAGGUGCCUCUUCUUGAUAUUUUUGGUCUUGUAUAUUUUCACUGCUUCAUCACUUUUGUAG
Messenger RNA from Candidula unifasciata, 1355 nucleotides. The record is from the annotation of a GenBank genome assembly. Lineage: Eukaryota; Metazoa; Mollusca; Gastropoda; Stylommatophora; Geomitridae.